AUGGAUGCUGUUUAUUCUACUACAGUUACCCCAAAUAGGAUUAUAGACUUACUCUAUGAGAAGAAAACCAUCUCUUUCCAAGCUUGUCUGACCCAGCUUUUUAUGGGACACUUAUUUGGUGGUUCUGCGAUUUUACUUCUGGUGGUCAUGGCCUAUGAUCGCUAUGUGGCUAUCUGCAAACCCCUGGGUUAUAUGAUGAUCAUGAACCAACGGUUGCGUGUUCUGCUGCUGCUGGUGACCUGGGUUGGAGGUUUUGUGCAUGCAGUACUUCACCUUCUCCUUGUUUACAACCUUCCUUUCUGUGGUCCCAAAGUCACUGACCACUUCUGUUGUGACAUGUACCCCUUAUUAAAACCUGCCUGCACUGAAACCUAUGUCAUUGGUCUCACCGUGAUCACCAGUGAUGGGGCAGUAUGUGUGGUCAUUUUUAUGCUGUCACUCGUCUCCUAUGGAGUCAUUCUUCAGUCCCUGAAGAACCUUAAUCAGGGAUGGAAGGGCAAAGCCUUAUCCAUGUGUGGCUCCCACAUCACUGUGGUAGUCAUCUUCUUGGUCCCUUUUAUUUUUCUGUAUGUGAAACCUCCUUCCACCUUACCCAUUGAUAAAUUCUUGGCUGUGUUUUGCAUUGUUUCACCCCUAUGUUGA
Molecule: messenger RNA, 642 nt
Organism: Loxodonta africana (African savanna elephant)
Lineage: Eukaryota; Metazoa; Chordata; Mammalia; Proboscidea; Elephantidae
Product: olfactory receptor 4A47-like
Exons: 1
Coding region: 1-642 (213 amino acids)
Biological process (GO): G protein-coupled receptor signaling pathway
Cellular component (GO): plasma membrane
Molecular function (GO): olfactory receptor activity; G protein-coupled receptor activity
Source: RefSeq, a predicted model, not a curated record